Messenger RNA from Megalopta genalis, 954 nucleotides. RefSeq names its product cytokine induced apoptosis inhibitor 1 (gene CIAPIN1). Gene Ontology annotation, molecular function: iron-sulfur cluster binding. Gene Ontology annotation, biological process: iron-sulfur cluster assembly. Gene Ontology annotation, cellular component: cytoplasm. Lineage: Eukaryota; Metazoa; Arthropoda; Insecta; Hymenoptera; Halictidae. The record is from RefSeq and is a predicted model, not a curated record.
UUAAUUGAAAUUUUGUCAGCUGACUGAUGUGCAGUGUGCAGAAAUUAUUCGCAUCUGUUUUUAACCAGCUAAUUUUAUUGAAAUUUGUUACUGUUCCUCAAAAUGACGUUUAUUAAGGAAAACAGCAGUGUUCUUUUAGUUCUAGAUCGUGAAAUUUCAGAAAACACCGUUACAGAUUUCAUAAUAGAAGUAAAGAAACCUUUGUGUAAUCUCAAGCAGUUGACAAUUGUACCGACAAACGAAUUAGAUACACGUCGUAACAGUGUACCUACUUAUGAUACAAUUAUUUCUGUUUUCAAGCAAUCAUGCCCUAAUUAUGAAAGAUAUUUAGAAGAUUGUAUCAAAGCAAUGAAACCAGCUGGUAUACUAAUUAUUUAUGAGUCAUUUAAAGAAGAAAAAGAUGCACAAUCUAUGUAUGACAAAAGAAUAUCAAAUGUAAAAUUAGCUGGUUUUAAAGUAAAAUCACCUGGAGAUAUAAAUAUUGAAUUAAAGAAUUUGUUACUUGAUGUAUACAAAGACAUAGAUGAUGUGUCUGAAAUAAUAGCAGAAAAACCCUCAUUUGAAAUUGGUUCUAGUGUGUCACUUAAUUUUGGACAAGCAAAACCCAAUAUUUGGAAGUUAGACAGUGCUGCUGAGGAAGAAUUAAUUAAUGAAGAUGAUCUUCUCGAUGAAAUUGAUGUGUUAAAACCUGAAGUUUCAAGUUUGAAAGUUUGUAGUACAACAGGUAAACGGAAAGCAUGUAAAGAUUGCACAUGUGGAUUGGCUGAGGAACUAAAUGGAAGAAUCGUAGAAGAGAAAACUGUAAAAUCUUCCUGUGGAAAUUGCUACCUUGGUGAUGCAUUCAGAUGUGCCAGUUGCCCCUAUUUAGGUAUGCCUGCAUUUAAACCUGGCGAAAAAAUAAUGUUACCUGAAAGCCAAUUAAGAAUGGAGUAAUGAAGAAUUCUUUGUAAGUUA